This is a messenger RNA of Myxocyprinus asiaticus (Chinese sucker), 648 nucleotides long. Its product is annotated as zymogen granule membrane protein 16-like. The transcript has 4 exons. The coding region runs from base 76 to 600 and encodes 174 amino acids. The record is from RefSeq and is a predicted model, not a curated record. Lineage: Eukaryota; Metazoa; Chordata; Actinopteri; Cypriniformes; Catostomidae.
CCUCAACAGGCUAUCAACCACAACAGGCUUAAGUGCAGUUUGUUUAGAGUGUGGUAGACAACAACUUAUCCCAAAAUGCUGUACCUUUUUCUGAUUCUUUCUGCUGUUUGUACCAUUGGCAAGACCUUGCCUUUACCUGAUCUUUUCUCCUACUCACCGGCUGUUGGAGGCGGCAGUGGGAGUGAAUUUUCAACUGCACAUGAAGGUCAUAUCACUGGUAUCAGGGCUUGGGAAUACUCUAACAGCUAUAUCACUGGGCUCCAGCUGAGAUAUGACAGUAACUGGACGACAAUGGUUGGUCAAAAUAAUAAUGGCCAUCCAAUAGAGAUGGAACUCUACGACAGAGAAUCCAUUGUUCAGAUCUCUGGAAAGCACAAUGGUUACGUCUACGAGCUUGUGUUUGGCACUAAUCUGGGGCGCUUCUUUAAAGUGGGGCAGCCUUCUGGUACCUCAUUUAACUUCUACCCAACCCACAGAGGAAGUGAAGUGCGUUUUCUCAGUGGUCGACAGGAUGGCAAUGGCAUCACCUCCAUUGGUGCUCACUGGGCCAUACAUAAAUAUGACACACCUGUGUCCACACCUGUGAAUCUUAUUGGCUAAUAGUUCUGCCUUUAGAUGAAUCAGUUAAUCUGAUAUAUAGAAAAGAUU